AUGAGAGAAGAGACAGGUCUUUUUUGCUUUUACGAGGAAAAAAGGCUCUGCAUACAAUUACAAGGUCUGCUCUUCUCUGCUUCUCAAGGCUAUCUUCUCUGCAACCAAAACAGAAGAAAAAGAAGAUUUUUCAAACACUCUCUCUUUUAGCAUUAUUUGAUUUGAUUGGUUGAAUCACUCUUCACAUCAAAUCUCAUAUGCUCUUUUUUUUUUUGCCUUUCUUUCUUCUUGUCAUCUCAUUCAUUUCUGCUCAACUUCUUCUUUGGCUGACUAGUCUUAUCCAAGCCUUUGGCAAUGCGGACUGGGCGACAAUUCAUCUCCAAGACUUCGUCUUGGCCAAAAGUAGUGGCCAGAAAAUGGCUCAACAUUCCCAACAAAGCCGACGAGUUUCACUCCGACUACGUGCUACAAGCAUCACAUAAACUCCAGCGCCGGAGAAGGAGUUGCUCCGACGACAAUUGCUAUGUCGUCGUGCCUGAAGAUUUCUCAGUUUUUUCAAAAGAGGGUUGGUUGAUGAAGAAAGAACCAAGCUCAAACUCAGUCAUCCAUGAUCACCUCAAUCUCAGAACAUUUGUUGGGACAUGGAACGUUGGAGGGAUGGCUCCUCAUGGAGGGUUGAACUUAAGGGAUUGGCUCAAGUCCCCUACUCCAGCUGAUAUCUAUGUUAUCGGGUUCCAAGAAAUAGUGCCUUUAAACGCUGGUAACGUAUUGGGGGCUGAGGACAAGGGCCCUGCAGGCCAAUGGAUUAGUCUGAUUCGAGAAGCUUUGAAUGACAACGAGUUUGAACCCAGUGACUAUAAUAAGCAAGGAAGAAUGAGCUUCUCAGACUUACUUUCUUUAGAAGAAGAUGUCAAAGAUGAAGUGGAAGUUGGACCCCGGUAUAGGCUGGCUGCCAGCAAGCAAAUGGUGGGAAUCUUCCUAUGCGUGUGGGUUCGAUCAGAUCUUUGUUCACUCAUAUCCAACUUGAAGGUCUCUUGUGUUGGCACAGGCCUUAUGGGGUACCUUGGCAAUAAGGGUUCAGUUUCAAUCAGCAUGAGCUUGAGUGGGACAAGCUUUUGUUUUGUGUGUACUCACUUGACCUCUGGAGAGAAAGAAGGAGAUGAGGUCAAAAGGAACUCAGAUGUUAUGGAAAUUCUUAAGAAGACAAGGUUUAAUUCAUCAUCAUCAACAUCAUCACCUUCUUCAGGAGAAUCAUCAUCACCUCCUCAGACCAUAUUGGAGCAUGAUAAGAUGAUUUGGCUAGGUGAUUUGAACUAUAGACUUGUGGCUGGUAGUAGUGGAGAUUGUGAGACACAUGAGUUACUAAACAAGCAUGAUUGGGAAGCACUUGUGGAGAAAGAUCAGCUAAGAAUACAACAAGGAGGUGGUCGAGUGUUCCAAGGGUGGGAAGAAGGGCCAAUAGAUUUUGCUCCAACUUACAAAUAUAUUGCUAAUUCGGAUCAUUAUGUUGCUCAAACCUCAAAUAAAUCCAAACACAAACAAAGAACACCUGCCUGGUGUGAUAGGAUAUUGUGGAAAGGAGAAGGAGUGAAGCAAAUGUGGUAUGGAAGAGGAGAAUCAAAGUUCUCGGACCAUAGACCUGUCUAUGCUCUUUUCUCUGUACAAAUAGACUCCAAAAGACACAACAGCAGCACCACCAGCAACAGCACCACCAGGCUAAGACCAAGGCCAAUGCCACUGGUGGCAGGCACAGGAGUAGCCAAAGUGCAGGCUGAGGAGCUUUUACCGGCAGUAAACAGCAGCAGCAGCAGCAGGUUUUGACACAAACAAACAGCAGUUAAAGUAAAAGCAAAGGCAAAAGCAAAAGCAAAAGCAAAAUGCAGUGUUGUGCUGCUGCUGCUGCUGCAUCGGCUGGAGUGGGGUGCGGCUGCAUCUCUGGGCGUUUUUCUAAGUCAUGUGAGCCAUGCCAUGCCUAUUCCAAAUUGUUCAUAAUAUAAUAUAAUAUAUAUAUAGAAUAUAAUUUUUUGUUUUUUUGGGGUUUGGGGUUAGGGGAACAUAGUUUAACUUGUAACUAAAGUAGCCCAGCUUUUUGCAGAGAGCAAUUUUUUUUUUUUUAUUUAUUUAUUUGUUUUUGGGGGAAUGAUAUGAUACAGGCUGAUUGAGAAGAAAGGUAGAAAGUGAGACUAAUCAAAUGUGAAAGGGUUAUUCUUGGAGAAAGCAAAGCAGAGUUUUGAGUCCUCUACUUUAACUUUUAUGUUAGAGUAAUAUUAUUAUUACUAUCUUCAAAUGAAAAAAAAUCCAUACCAAUCAUAAACGAGGAUUCUGUUUAAUUGGAUUGGAAAUUACUUUUUUUUAUCCAAAACAUAUUAUAAUUGGAUUAUUAAAAAUUUCUACCAUUCAUCAUAUGUUAGCUAUUUGGCCAAUCACCAUGAAAUGGUUUGGAGUUUGGGAUUGGUAACCUAAGGUUGAAGGUUUUUGAACCUUUUUAUUUGUAAAUAUAUUUAUAUGUAUAUAAUAUUGUGUUGUAUUGUAUUAUAUUUGAUGCCUU
Messenger RNA from Humulus lupulus (European hop), 2488 nucleotides. Its product is annotated as type I inositol polyphosphate 5-phosphatase 8. The record is from RefSeq and is a predicted model, not a curated record. NCBI's taxonomy places the organism in Eukaryota, Viridiplantae, Streptophyta, Magnoliopsida, Rosales, Cannabaceae. The coding region runs from base 295 to 1761 and encodes 488 amino acids. Gene Ontology annotation, biological process: phosphatidylinositol dephosphorylation. Gene Ontology annotation, molecular function: phosphatidylinositol-3,4,5-trisphosphate 5-phosphatase activity; inositol-polyphosphate 5-phosphatase activity; phosphatidylinositol-4,5-bisphosphate 5-phosphatase activity. The transcript is spliced from 10 exons.